Durusdinium trenchii is the source of this 381-nucleotide messenger RNA. The record is from the annotation of a GenBank genome assembly. Lineage: Eukaryota; Dinophyceae; Suessiales; Symbiodiniaceae.
AUGCGACACGUGGAUCCGGGUGGCAAAGUCUUCGCCAUGCGCGUGCUUACUCGGGAUCAAUGCACACCUUGCCAAGUACCAGGCUUUUUCUUGAAGGAUAUGUCGUUGAUCCGGUCCAAGAUGGAUGGGGACGACUCCAACUCACUGCAGCGCAGGAUCUUGGUGGACAACAAUCCGGUCUCAUGUGUGCUUCACCCAAGCGGAUCAGUGCUGGUCCGCGAUUGGCUUGGCGACGCGGAGGAAGACCAGGAGCUGGAGAGACUUCAAAAGCUGCUUGAGGCUUUGUUGCAGGACAGUCAGGGCGACUAUGCUGCCCGUCUGGUACGGAGCUUGGAGAUGAUCCCGAAGGGCGAAGUCCUUCUGAUGGAUCGGUGGGAGUAG